Microplitis demolitor is the source of this 627-nucleotide messenger RNA. RefSeq lists its product as uncharacterized. Gene Ontology annotation, molecular function: phosphoric diester hydrolase activity. The record is from RefSeq and is a predicted model, not a curated record. NCBI's taxonomy places the organism in Eukaryota, Metazoa, Arthropoda, Insecta, Hymenoptera, Braconidae. The transcript has a single exon. The coding region runs from base 1 to 627 and encodes 208 amino acids. Gene Ontology annotation, biological process: lipid metabolic process.
AUGAAAAUAAUAUUUGUGUUUGUAUCAUCAAUGACACCAUUAGUGUCUUUGUCUGCAGCAUAUUCUUCGCCUUUCCGGGAUCAUAGUUACUUUCUUACGGAUUUUACAGGGACACGAAAAAUAAAUACGCUUGCAAUGAUUAGUACUCAUAAUUCCGCCACACUUAAAACUUUCAUACUGGCAGCUCAAAUACAACAAUUGAACAUAACUGAACAAUUAAAAGCAGGUGUACGAGUAUUUGACUUUCGAGUACGUAGCUUCGAGAAUGUUUUUGCAAUACAUCAUGAUCUCGUAUAUUUGAGAAUGAUCUUUGUUGAUAUAGUGAACCAAGUGAUAGAAUCUUUGAGAGAAUAUCCAUUUGAAUUUGUAAUAAUGCUCAUGCAAAAGAAGUACGUUAGUGAGGCGAGCACAAUGACAGAAUGUGAAUUUCUAAAGAACAAAUACAUUAAGCCACUUGGUAAUCUGUUUGUACAAUUUUGGUCAGUCGACGGCAUUGUUGAAAAACAUCGGGGUAAAAUUUUGUUAGCUCGUGGUAAUAAGGGUUUUGGGGAAUGCGUGGUGGCUCUGGAUUGCGAGCAGAAAAAUCAAUGGAAAAUAUCACCUAGCUUUACUCGUGAUGACAAAUGA